AUGGGUGGUGGGGCAUUCGGGAUGGCGAAUGGAAACGAAAGCAAUGAAGGGCCUGCUGGGCCCAUGGCAGCAGUGGUGACUACUGCAGGUGGUAUGGUAGCAGAGAGUCCGUCCUCCGCCGUCUCUACCUAUAUCAAGCUGGUGCUACUGGGGUCGAUCAUCUGCAUCAGCCUGGUGGGCAACCUGGUGGUGUCUCUGCUUGUACUGCGGGACCGGGCCCUGCACAAGGCACCUUACUACUUCCUGUUGGACCUGUGCCUGGCAGACACUAUUCGCUCAGCCAUCUGCUUCCCCUUUGUGCUGGUGUCCAUAAAGAACGGCUCAGCCUGGACUUACAGCGUGCUGAGCUGCAAGGUGGUGGCCUUCAUGGCAGUGCUCUUCUGCUUCCAUGCGGCCUUCAUGCUGUUCUGUAUCAGUGUGACACGCUACAUGGCCAUUGCACACCACCGCUUUUACUCAAAGCGCAUGACAUUCUGGACAUGUGUGGCAGUGGUGUGCAUGGUGUGGACUCUGUCUGUGGCAAUGGCUUUUCCACCAGUUUUCGUUGUGGGCACUUACAAAUUCAUUCGCGAGGAAGACCAGUGCAUCUUUGAGCAUCGCUACUUCAAGGCUAAUGAUACACUAGGCUUCAUGCUGAUGUUGGCUGUGCUCAUUCUAGCCACACAUGUUGUCUACAUGAAGUUACUCCUCUUUGAAUACAAGCAUCGCAAGAUGAAGCCGGUCCAGAUGGUGCCAGCCAUCAGUCAGAACUGGACCUUCCACGGGCCGGGGGCUACUGGCCAAGCGGCAGCCAACUGGAUUGCAGGCUUUGGCAGGGGCCCGAUGCCACCGACUCUGCUGGGAAUCCGGCAGAACUUGCACAACCAGAACCGGCGCCUGUUGGGCAUGGAGGAGUUCAAAGCAGAGAAGCAGCUUGGCAGGAUGUUCUACGUGAUCACCUUGCUGUUCCUGGUGCUCUGGUCUCCCUACAUAGUGGCUUGCUAUUGGAGGGUGUUUGUUAAGGCUUGCACAAUACCACACCGGUACCUCUCCACCACUGUGUGGAUGAGUUUUGCCCAAGCUGGGGUCAACCCUAUUGUCUGUUUCUUCCUUAACAAAGACUUGAAGAAAGGGCUCCUUUCCCACCUACCAGCCUGCUGCAGGACUAAACCUCAUCUGCCACGAGAGCCUUAUUGUGUCAUGUAAGCAGAGAUGAUCGAAAUAUGGAGAGCAAACAAGGGACAGUCAACAGAUGUGUUCUGGGAGUGUUUUCUUGAGCUAUUGAGUUUGAUUCAACUCAAGCUACUUUUAAGCAGUUGGUGUAAACUAGUGAGUGUAAUGGUAUAAAAACACAAGAAUAGAAAGCAUGUAUUUCCAUGUACCAACCCUUUUCACUCAAAACAACAGCAUACAUGGAGUCAGACCUUGACUUUUGAUAACAAUAGAAAAAUACUUUAAUAGCAAAACAUGCAAGUAAUAAUGCAGCCAUUGUGGAAACCAAGCCAGACAAAUAGCCACCAACAAAUUGCAUAAACUGUUUCAUAAAGAAUCUCAAAAUGACCAUUAGAAAAAUCUGGAAAGACACAAAGGUUAGUAAGUUAGUUUGCUAGCAAAACGAUUUCUAAGGAGGACAAAGAAUCAUUUUUCUUACCAAACCUAAAUUUCAUUAACAUGCUGGAUUAGUUAGCAAAGCCAGAUAAUGUUAUUUGUUAGUGACAGUGAUGAGACAAGAUGAGAGGAAAUGAGGGAGGCAGAGAGAUGUGAACGGGUGCACUGAAUCAAAUCUGUUAAAUCUUUAGAAAAAUAGGGGAAAUGCUACAUUCUUGAAUUCAGAAGAGGAAACAAAGAGUCUAGUUUGUGAACAUCACAUCAUGUGGGGUCCUUCGACGAGGAUAGUGGGUAUGGUUGUAA
Molecule: messenger RNA, 1890 nt
Organism: Plectropomus leopardus (leopard coralgrouper)
Lineage: Eukaryota; Metazoa; Chordata; Actinopteri; Perciformes; Serranidae
Source: RefSeq, a predicted model, not a curated record